AUGGUGGAAGACACACCUGAGGAGGAUGGAGAGGGAAACUCAUGGUUGCACAAGCUUGGAAUUAAUAUAAACAAGUGGUCAUUUCUGAAUUCCCUGAUUGGAUGGAGUGAAGACAGAACUCAAGAGAAAGAUCAAUUUACCACAUCUGGAGUUUCUUCUGCUGCUGAUCACAAAGCAACUGAGCUGGAGGAAUGUACAACCAAAAAGGUGCCAUACAUUCCAUACAGGUUAGCUACACUGCAUAUCAUCAAGAUUGUAAAAGACAUGCAGCAAAUGAAGAACAGACACAUGAAGAUAAUCAGAAAACUAGAUGAUAUGAGGAAAGAAAAGGAGGAGGAGACUAUAACUACUAUAAAGAAACAUUACAGUGAGAAAAUGAGGUGUCUGAAAUCCCAUUUAGAAGCUUACCAAGAGCUGAUGACCAAGAGCAACGUACACUGGCAAGAUACAGUUAAGAACCUAAGAUUAAAAAACAGACAACUGAUCCAAGAGAAUGAAGAUAUUCUUUACCAAAUGAAACAAAGAACAGAGAACUGGAGAAAAGAAAAGGUCUGGAUUAUAGAAAAUUUGUGUAAAAAGCUAGAUUACCUUUAUACACAGCACACACUGACUUUACAGGAACUACACAACAUCAGUUUACACGUGGAAAGAUUGCAAGACCUCAUGAAUUUCCAGAUAAAAAAUCUUCAGCAAAAGUCUGAAAAGGCAGGAGGAGAAAAUUCAGAUAUGUCAGAGGUUUUAAUAUUAAAAACAGACCAAGCAGCUGAUGAAGAAAGGAAGAUUGACUGGUCAGUGGAAAAGGAAUAUCUUUGGCAAACACACACCAUCCUGCAAGAGAUACAAGAAUCUGUACAGAAACGAGAGAGGGAAGUCACUGAGCUCUUACAAAGUGAAAGAAGAUUUAACAAGGCAAUGAAACCUCAAGUGACUGUGCUAAUACUCUUGAAAUCUCUUAUCAAGAUGGUUCACACCAUAUAUUGUGAUGUUCCUGGGGCACAGCAACGCAUCCAUCAGUUUAUCAGGAAGAAUGAGGAUGAAAGAUCUGAUCUGGAAGAAGUUUUUAAUAAUGCUCAGGCUGACAUUCUGUCGUAUGAAAUAUUUUGUGGGAAUGAACAUAUGGAUGACACAAGGACACGCCUCCCAACAAAGCUUUUCAGAAACAUUGGGAAAGCAAAGUCUGAUUUAGAAUAUGUUGAAACAGAAAAAAUUGUGUUUGACUGCAUCCAGACAGGAGAAAUCCCCAACUGGAUUAAGAGUGAUUGUCUUUAUGUAGACUGGUCAGAAGACCCUGCAAUAUGCUCUGAGGAGAUAGAGUCACCAUUCCGAGAAACUCAUGCUGAAGUUUAAAAUGGAAAUCAAGGUAAUACCUUACAA
This is a messenger RNA of Zonotrichia leucophrys gambelii, 1374 nucleotides long. RefSeq lists its product as uncharacterized. The record is from RefSeq and is a predicted model, not a curated record. Bases 1 to 1347 code for a protein of 448 amino acids. The transcript is spliced from 12 exons. NCBI's taxonomy places the organism in Eukaryota, Metazoa, Chordata, Aves, Passeriformes, Passerellidae.